This is a messenger RNA of Peniophora sp. CBMAI 1063, 474 nucleotides long. NCBI's taxonomy places the organism in Eukaryota, Fungi, Basidiomycota, Agaricomycetes, Russulales, Peniophoraceae. The record is from the annotation of a GenBank genome assembly.
AUGUCUGGACGCCCGGACGUUGCAUCACCAACCACUGUUGCGGCUAUCGCGGAACACAGCGAUGAACACUUAUCACGCAAAGUGCGCACAUGCGGCAAAGUGCUGUCGUACGACUGCGAGAACGCAAGAAUGCUGCUAUGGAGCGGCGAACAUGCACUGCUUGUUGAUACCAAACUUUGCAUACAUGCCUCGGGCGCAUGGCUUAGAGAGCCCUACACGAUCGUCGUUGUGAUAGGGUAUGUCGAGCGUCUCGAUAAGCAACACUUCGAGAAGGCUGAGCGCACCAUGCCAGCUCCCACUGCGUUGCCUGCAGGGAAUCUCGCAGUGUCGGAGGUGGUUCAGAUCCAAGCGCUCUUGAUCAAGGUCGAUCCAUACAUCGACCUCCGCGAAUGGGAAGAGGACUGCGAGGGACUUCCAGGCUACCUCCAACGCCUUCAAGCCGCCAGAAGCAAGCGCGCAGUGACGCACGACUGA